Polychytrium aggregatum is the source of this 1876-nucleotide messenger RNA. RefSeq names its product S-adenosyl-L-methionine-dependent methyltransferase. The record is from RefSeq and is a predicted model, not a curated record. Gene Ontology annotation, biological process: mitochondrial respiratory chain complex I assembly. Gene Ontology annotation, cellular component: mitochondrion. The transcript has 8 exons. NCBI's taxonomy places the organism in Eukaryota, Fungi, Chytridiomycota, Chytridiomycetes, Polychytriales. The coding region runs from base 359 to 1759 and encodes 466 amino acids. Gene Ontology annotation, molecular function: protein-arginine omega-N symmetric methyltransferase activity.
GGCCGAUCGACAGGGACUCCCGCGGACUGACCCUUUGAUCGUCAUCCUCAACUCUGACCCGCGCAAAUACUGGUCCUCUACACCCUGCGACGCUUAUCCGAUCCAUCUGCCUCCCCAUCGCCUCCUCUCAGCGCCUACCGGAUGUUGAUGCGUUUGUGCGGAUGGAUGAUGUCGACGGCAAGCGCUGGGCGGGACGGUGAUCUGUGUCGGCCGUCCGUCACGUGCACACGCGUCCCGGCUUUGUGCUGGCGAUCUGAUCUGGCCCGCUGUGUCCUCCUGCGCUUGCCUGUAUCGCUUCCGCAAGCUCAUCCAGAGCGAGCCCCGCCCCGCAGAGACCCAUCCAGAGCAACCGACGGACAUGAUUGCUGCACGCAUAUCGCUGCGCUUGGCUCGCCCCUAUGCCCUUGCCGUAGGGCGACAGCAGCGGGCCAUCCACCAGUGCCGCACCCUGCUUCACGGCCAUCCCGCUUCGCUCAAGGACCUCGAUCGGCUGCUGGUCAAGGACGGAGCAACCCAGACGAUCCGGGGCAUUGCAAAAGAGCCUGAGACCGUCUUGGCCAAGCACAUCAAGGACACCAUCAAGAUAGCAGGGCCUCUAUCUGUCGGCCAGUACAUCCGCCAGGCCCUGACCCAUCCCCUCGGCGGCUACUACAUGAAAGGCGAUGUCUUUGGUGUCCAGGGCGACUUUACGACGUCUCCAGAGAUCAGCCAAAUGUUUGGCGAGCUCGUGGGUGUUUGGUUCAUCACUCAGUAUCAGGCCUUGAAUGGCCCGGACAAGAUCCAGCUUGUCGAGCUUGGUCCCGGCCGUGGAACGCUCAUGUCGGAUAUCCUGAGAACACUCGAGACAUUCCCGUUUCUCCAUAACAAGAUCGAGGCCAUCCACCUCGUCGAGGCAUCGCCGCACCUGAAGCGUGUCCAGGCCAAAGCUCUCACAGGCCAGACCAUGGAAUCCAGCGACUUCAAGAGCCUCAAGACCCCGAGCGGCGUUGAAGUUUUCUGGCAUGAGAACUUUGAAAACGUGCCAGGCGGCCGAUGCUCCAUGUUUAUCGCCCACGAGUUCUUCGAUGCGAUGCCAAUCUACAAAUUCGAGAUGACCGAGCACGGAUGGAGAGAAAUCAUGGUCGACAUUGAUGAAAGCGAUAGCAGCCCGUAUCAUUUGCGCUUCAUCCGCGCUCCUUCCAACACCAAGGCCGCCGCCACGAUGAUCCAGGGCGAGCGGUAUGCGAACUACAAGCAGGGCGAGCGCAUCGAGAUCGCCCCCGAGUCAUGGGGCUUCGCCAAGCAGAUCGGAGAGCGCAUCAAAGCCGAUGGAGGUGCAGCCCUGGUCGUUGACUACGGCCGCAACCACAUCCUGGGGGACAGUCUGCGGGGGAUCCGCAAGCACAAGUUCACACACGUUUUUGAGCAGCCGGGUGACUGUGAUUUGAGUGCCGAUGUGGACUUUUCAUUCGUGGCCGACGCCGUCCAGGCUUCGGGCAGCCACGCACACGGACCGAUCACCCAGGGCACCUUCCUGCGGGCCAUGGGCAUUGGCACUCGCCUGCAGGAGCUGCUCAAGGUGGCCCAGACACAGGACAAGCGCAAGGAGAUGGUUCAGUCGUUCGAGCGGCUUGUUGGGCCGCUGGGAAUGGGUCGGGUCUACAAGUUCCUGGCGAUCACCGGCUCGAGCGAGGCGCCGUAUCCGUUCCUGGGUGUCGAGGAUCCCGAGCUGGACACUGGCGCUGGCGAGGACGGCCCGACGCCGUCGCUGAAGCAAUAAACGGACCGCAAUCGCUGGACUUUGGCUCAGGACAUGCUGGCGGGUGGCUGCGUGUGGCGGCGGAUCACUCAUGCGACAUGUCGCCCAGAACUCUGUGGCGAGACGUUGACACGUCUG